Molecule: messenger RNA, 2529 nt
Organism: Leptinotarsa decemlineata (Colorado potato beetle)
Lineage: Eukaryota; Metazoa; Arthropoda; Insecta; Coleoptera; Chrysomelidae
Gene: alpha-Man-IIa
Product: alpha-mannosidase 2
Biological process (GO): mannose metabolic process; protein deglycosylation; N-glycan processing
Cellular component (GO): Golgi membrane
Molecular function (GO): carbohydrate binding; alpha-mannosidase activity
Source: RefSeq, a predicted model, not a curated record
AAGUACUUAGAUUUGAAUAAACACCGUAAUGCUGUAUCAGAAAUAAAAUUUGCAAUGAAUAAUUUAUUGCAACCAAGUUCAACUGCUUUUUGGAAAAAAAAUAGUUCAAUGUUUUCAAAACUAUUUGGAGAAAGGCAUAAAGUCGUAUUUGAUAAUAUUUAUGAUAAAAAAUGUUCGAUUCAAUUGAGUGUUGUACCCAAAACGAACAUUCAAAUGUUGGAAGUGUAUAAAAGUUUGAGUUUUGAUAAUCCUGAUGGUGGUGUUUGGAAACAGGGAUGGCGAAUUGAGGUUGACGAAAAAGAAUGGAAUAAACAAAAUAAAUUAAAGGUGUUCGUUGUUCCUCACUCUCACAAUGAUCCAGGUUGGAUUAAAACUGUGGAAGAAUAUUACACCACACAAACAAAGCAUAUUUUAGAUAAUAUGCUGAAGAAAUUGCCUGAAGAUCCCCGAAGAAAGUUUAUAUGGGCAGAAAUUUCCUAUUUUUCUAUGUGGUGGGAUGAAUUAGAGGAGGAUGAUAAGGAAGCAGUGAAAAGGUUGAUACGGAAUAAUCAACUAGAAAUAGUAUCAGGAGGUUGGGUGAUGAAUGAUGAGGCAAAUUCACACUGGAUAUCGAUCAUGAACCAGUUCCUAGAGGGCCAUCAGUGGCUUCAAGAAAAUUUGAAUUAUACUCCAGUCAGUCACUGGUCUAUUGACCCAUUUGGUUUGAGUUUGACCCAACCUGCCUUACUGAAAGAAAUGGGUUUGAAGAAUAUGUUGAUUCAACGAGUUCACUAUUCUGUUAAAAAGCAUUUAGCAAAAGAACAGCAGUUGGAAUUUCUGUGGAGACAGUUGUGGGAUGGUAAUGGUAAAACUGAUAUGUUCACCCAUAUGAUGCCUUUUUAUUCUUAUGACAUUCCUCAUACUUGUGGACCAGAUCCAAAAAUUUGUUGUCAGUUUGAUUUCAAACGACUUCCAGCUCAUGGAAUGAGUUGUCCUUGGAGAGUAUCACCACAGGUUAUAACUGAUAAAAAUAUUGAAAAUAGGGUGCAGCUUCUUUUGGAUCAAUAUAGGAAAAAAUCGAAAUUGUAUAAAACUAAUGUACUACUUGCUCCUCUAGGAGAUGACUUCAGAUAUGAUCAUCCUACUGAAUGGGAUGUUCAGUAUAACAAUUACCAAAAGUUAUUUGAUUAUAUGAAUUCCAAGCCCCAUCUCAAUGUGAAGGCUCAAUUUGGAACUUUAUCUGAUUAUUUUAGGGAACUCCGUAAAGAAAAAAAAGUUACAGAUUUUCCAGUUUUGUCUGGAGACUUUUUCACAUAUGCUGAUCGAGAUGAUCAUUACUGGAGUGGUUAUUAUACCUCUAGGCCUUUCUAUAAAAGAAUGGAUCGAGUAUUACUGUCAUAUAUAAGGGCUGCUGAGACCAUACACACUCUUGCAUAUCUCAGUAAAAACUCAGGACACUCAUGGAUUGUAGAAAAAGAUCAUGGAUUGCUGGAAACAAUAUCAAAUGCUCGUAAAUCUUUAUCGCUCUUUCAACACCAUGACGCAAUAACUGGCACCGCGAAAAAUCAUGUUGUUAUAGAUUAUGCAAAUAAAAUGAUAACGGCAAUAAAUGGAUGUCAGAAAGUUAUUCAGAUUUGCACUCAUAUUUUGCUGAAAGGGUUAGGUGCUGAAAUUCCCACCAAAGAUGUCAGCUAUUACCAUGUUGAUGAUGUUAGACAUUCUCACAAUUCUCUCUCUGAACAUUACCAGAUAACAAUUGGAGUUCCAGAAAUGCGCACCAAAAAUAUUGUAAUUUUCAAUUCUCUUACAUUUACUAGAAGGGAAAUGGUCACAUUUCAUGUUUCUACUCCUUUUGUCGAGGUGAUCGACUUUCAAGAAAAACGUGUGAUUUGUCAAAUUUCGCCAAUUUUUGAGUAUGCUUCGUCUAUCUCCCAAACUAAAUAUCAAUUGUCAUUUAUUGCUGAAGUACCACCGCUGGGUCUUGUGAGUUAUGUAGUGAAUGCACUAGAAGAAAUUAAUGUACCUAAGGAAACCGUGUAUUCUUCAGUGAACAUUUUCAACUAUUACGGAGAUAUUCAAGUUCCAAGUCAAUUCAAAACUGAAACAUUUCCCAGUUCCUCUGAGUUCACAUUGCAGAAUAGUAGAGUAACUGCCUCUUUCAACAAAUUAGGACUACUGAAAUCUAUUAACGUAGGGGGAAAUACAGUUCCUGUUCAUUUGGAUUUUGUCAAAUAUGGCGUAAGAGCCAACACUAAUUCUGAGAGAAGUGGAGCCUACUUAUUUUUACCAGAUGGAGAUGCUGUUCCCCUCCAGUUGGAAAAUAUUAUUGUGAACGUGAUAAAAGGACAAUUGUUGUCAUCUGUGUCUGUACAAUUGCCUUAUAUUCAUCAUACUACCAUGCUCUAUAAUACUCUAGGCGCCGAUAGUCUUGGAAUAGAGAUUCAAAAUUUAGUGGAUAUAGAAAAAACUAGUAAUUUCGAAUUAGCAAUGAGAUUAUCAACAAAUAUAAAUAGUAGUGAAGAUUUCUUCACCGAUGUAAAUGGUUACCAA